GUGUGGCCACCCAUCGGGAUCCCUUUCACCUGUUGGAUCACUUCACCCUCCGCCAAGCUGUAUGAGUAUUUCAAUUUGUAUGCCACCCACUCACGCACUUGGUCGAAUUUCACCGACCAGUGCCCGCCUCUAGCCUGGCUACCCAUUGCCGGUUUCUUCCCCCGACAGCUAACAUUAACCCUGUCAUAUCCUUUGGACACCAUGAUCUCAAUCAACCAAUCCACUGACCCCCGGAUCGUGGUUUGUGAUAGUUCUGCAAACAUGUUAUUGAUGUCGAAGGUCGCCGUCAGCACUCCUUCUCUCGAGUUGAGACCGCCCGCCCAUGUCGCCAGACGUUGCAUCGCUUCUUUUGACGAUGACACGUUGAAGUGUACUCGUUUCGCGAGGCAUCCCAGCAUGCAAUGGAGUGCUUUCGCCACUUUCCUUGCACCUUCUUUCGUCGAUGGGGAGGGAGAGGAGGAGGAGGAAGAGGAGGAAGAGGAGGAAGAGGAGGAAGAGGAGGAAGAGGAGGUGGAGAAGGUGGUGGAGGAGGAGGAGGAGGAGGUGGAGAAGGUGGAGGAGGAGGAGGAGGUGGAGAAGGUGGAGGAGGAGGAGGAGGUGGAGAAGGUGAAGGAGGAGGAUGAGGCUCCCAUGGUUUCCGCCGUAGUGAUCGGCAGAUGGGGAGGGAGAGGAGGAGGAGGAAGAAGAGGAGGAGGAAGGCGAGGAGGAGGAAGAGGAAGAGGGGGAGGUGGUUGUAGUGGUCGUGGGAGCGUAGAUUUGACGAGCUGAGUGGAAGAGGAGUUGGCAUUUUUCUUCUUAGUUUUUUUUUUUUUUUUUGUUUGCAGUUCUUGGGUUUAUGGGUCUAUGAUAG
Molecule: messenger RNA, 850 nt
Organism: Chara braunii
Lineage: Eukaryota; Viridiplantae; Streptophyta; Charophyceae; Charales; Characeae
Source: the annotation of a GenBank genome assembly